Messenger RNA from Thamnophis sirtalis, 424 nucleotides. NCBI's taxonomy places the organism in Eukaryota, Metazoa, Chordata, Lepidosauria, Squamata, Natricidae. The record is from RefSeq and is a predicted model, not a curated record.
UUUUUAACUUUUGAUAAUACUUCAUUUGUAUAUCUUACAGAAGCAAAACAUGGUGGAAACAAGAGUGCCAAGAAAGAAGGAGUUUCCGGGAGCUCUUUUUUUACGUGGUUCAUGGUAAUUGCCCUCCUGGGAGUAUGGACAUCAGUUGCAGUAGUUUGGUUUGAACUUGUUGAUUACGAGGAAGUGCUAGGAAAACUUGGGAUCUAUGAUGCUGAUGGUGAUGGUGAUUUUGAUAUGGAAGAUGCCAAGGUUUUACUAGGACUUAAGGAAAGAUCUGUCCCAGAACAAUCAAUACCAAGAAGUGCUGAAGAGGUUAUCCAACCUGCAGAAAAGCCACAUGUGAAAACAGAACACGUACAUGUUAAAACAGAACCUGAAGAUGAAAUUGAGGCCUUGCUACAUGAAGUUCUUGACUCACAACUUG